AUGAGUGCCCGAGGCGGAAGCCGACCACCUCCUCGAGGCCGCCCAAACAAGGUGACGAAGCCUUCCCCAGGAGGCCUCAAGCGCGACGCACACGGCCGCCAAAGCCGCCACUCCUCCGUCGCUACCGACCAGUUGGAGCAGCUCGCCCACGAUGCAGAGGCCGAGGCCGAGCACGAAGAUGACGACGAGAUAACCGCUCCUCCACCUCCUGGCUCCUCCUCCCACCAUCAUCAGCAGCAGCAUCAUCAGCAGCAGCAUCAUCAGCAGCAGCAUCAUCAUCACCCGAACCCCUUCGAUCUCGCCACAGCUGGCAUCCUAGCCAACGGUCCUCCUGGCUCCGUGCCCGGGACUGACUCCGAUAUCCACCCCGAUCUACACAAUUUGCCGGCCCAAUUCGCCAUGGAGGCCCCGAUGGGUACCCACGGCACCGGGACCUUGUCCCGGACGGCCGAGGACCUCGCCUCCGAGAGCGGAUAUGGGCAGCUGGUUAUCGAUAGUGCUCUCGCCAAGCGGCUGGCGAACAACGAAGGACAGCGGCCCGCGGUUCAGCGUCGCCAGGACCAGACUCUCAACCUGAAGAGAAGAAGCAACGUCGAAGCGUUACUGGCUCACGUGUCGGGACAGGAAGCCCACAGUCCAUGCAAGAGCUGUCAUAAAGGGUAUGGGCCUUGGAACGGGUGUGUCGUCGUCAAUGGCCAGAUGUGUGGCAGCUGUGCGAACUGCUGGUUCAAUGCGAGCGGCUCCCGUUGUUCUUUUCACGAAAACAACCUUCCCCAGCAUAUGCCAGCAAUCCAAAUACAGCCUGUGCCACAGGUAUCCGCGAACACAAGCUUUGCCGGCACAGCGCCGAUGGCUCCCGGCAUGGCCCCCGUAGGCUCCAGUUUCGGGCAGCCAGGCGCCGACCCGACGGUUGCCCAGUUUGUGAAGGAUGUGUUAGACAGGGCCAUGGUAGAGGCUCGGAGCGACAACCCCCACGUUCGAUUCCAGCUCCGGAUCGAAACGGCGGCGCGGCAGCUGGCUCUGGCUAGCGCCGAGUAUGCCGAGUUUCUCGCUCAGCAGGGAGGCCAUGACCCGAGUCAGCAUCCCGACGCAGAAGGCUCCGCGCCGGAGGCGGCGAUGGGUGAGGGGGACAACGGGGCUUGA
Messenger RNA from Colletotrichum higginsianum IMI 349063, 1143 nucleotides. RefSeq lists its product as uncharacterized. The transcript is spliced from 2 exons. The record is from RefSeq and is a predicted model, not a curated record. Bases 1 to 1143 code for a protein of 380 amino acids. NCBI's taxonomy places the organism in Eukaryota, Fungi, Ascomycota, Sordariomycetes, Glomerellales, Glomerellaceae.